Messenger RNA from Aureobasidium namibiae CBS 147.97, 1311 nucleotides. RefSeq names its product FAD dependent oxidoreductase. Bases 1 to 1311 code for a protein of 436 amino acids. Lineage: Eukaryota; Fungi; Ascomycota; Dothideomycetes; Dothideales; Saccotheciaceae. The transcript has 3 exons. The record is from RefSeq and is a predicted model, not a curated record. Gene Ontology annotation, molecular function: saccharopine oxidase activity; flavin adenine dinucleotide binding; sarcosine oxidase activity.
AUGGCCGACAAGUCGUACCUGAUCAUCGGCGCUGGCGUUUUCGGCGUCUCGACUGCUUACCACCUCAUCAAGAAGUACCCCAACGCAGACAUCACCAUUGUCGACCGUGAUGCCUUCGACCAAGACACCCGCGUGGCCGCCUCUUGGGACUGGAACAAGGUAGUCCGCGCCGACUACGACGACAUCGUAUACUGCAAGAUGGCCAUUGAGUCACAAGACAUGUUCAAGACGGACAACCUGUGGAAGCCCUACUUCUACCAGACCGGCAUCUAUUGGAUGUGUCGCAGCGACUAUGCUCAGGACGUCGUCAACAACUACAAGAAGCUGGGCAGAGCCGCCGACCUCAAGGCCGUGCCAAUCGAUGAAGCACGCAAGCUGUACGGUGGCCUGUUCGAGGACGCCGACUACUCCGAUGUCAAGGAGGUGCUCGUCAACAAGAGCAGUGGCUGGGCCACUGCUGGCGAGUGUCUGAUCGGCAUUACCCGUGAAGCCUUGAGACUGGGUGUCAAGUACAAGCAGGCCGAGGUUGCUUCGCUGCUCCUUGACAAUGGCCGCUGCAACGGCAUCAAGACGGCCGACGGUGAAACCUUGACCGCCAAACACACUCUUCUAUGUACUGGCGCAUACACACCGAAGCUGCUUGAAUACUGCGCCCAGGCCAGCGGCAACAACGACCUCUGUGCUGGCGAGAGAAUCGUUGCUGGUGGUAUCACCACUGGCAUGACCAGGUUGGACGAGGACUCAUACCGCAGAUUUGCGUCCAUGCCAGUUGGCGUUCAGGGAUACACUGCCGAGACUGGACCUUUUAUCGGAAGUCUGCCGCCAACAAGAGACAGAGAACUCAAGUGGUGGGGCCAGAAGAUCUUCAAGAACGACACAGAAGUCUUACCUGGACGCGUUGUGUCCGCACCUCCGGCGAAACGUGACUACGGACAGUGGGAUGUUUCAAACAGACUCAAGGAGGACAUUCAAUACGCCAACCACGUCUUCUACGGAAAGAAAUCUGCACACUGGACCAUGGAGAAACACCGCAUCUGCUGGGACGCUUUCACAUCCAGUUCAGACUUCAUCAUCUCGCCACACACCGCCGCCAAGGGCUUGUAUGUUGCAACAUGUGGCAACUUCCACGGCUGGAAGUUCUUCCCUGUGCUAGGCAAGUACAUCAUCUCCAUGCUGGAGGGCACAUUGGAACCCGAGUUGUGUGAAAAAUGGGGCUGGGACAGAGAUCGUCCUGACCCCAAGUACUUUGCCGACUGGCCAAGACACGAUAUGAAGGAUAUGUUGGACCCCGUCAGAACCGCCAGGCUAUAA